This is a messenger RNA of Physeter macrocephalus (sperm whale), 1327 nucleotides long. It is a transcript of the gene KCTD14, whose product is annotated as potassium channel tetramerization domain containing 14. The transcript is spliced from 2 exons. NCBI's taxonomy places the organism in Eukaryota, Metazoa, Chordata, Mammalia, Artiodactyla, Physeteridae. The record is from RefSeq and is a predicted model, not a curated record. Gene Ontology annotation, biological process: protein homooligomerization. Bases 328 to 1062 code for a protein of 244 amino acids. Gene Ontology annotation, molecular function: protein binding.
AAUGGGUGUCGCUCAUCCUUUACCCGUAGGACUGUAGUGAGUGGAGACAGUCUCAAGGUCGUCAAUGUCAGUUCCCUCUGCCUCCCCCAUUUGGCUGUCCCGCAACACGAGGCAACAGAGGGCCAGUGACUAGCCUAAGGUUUCACCGCAAGGCCGCCAACUCCAGCCCAAUCAGGGUUCUAACCACACCCUGGGUACGGAUUCCCCCCACCCCGGGGCGGGAGCGAGGAGCACUUCCGCCAGCCACAAGUACCGCGCACGUGGCGGGCUGUGCGGGACCGGCGAGCUGCAGCCUGGCUGCGCAGCGCCAGCGCCUGCGGGGCCGGGAUGAUGAGCCUGACCUCGGCGCCCGAUUCCCGGCCGUUGCGCCGGGCCGUGACCCCCACGGGCCGGCGAACGGAAUCUCCUGUAGUGGAACUGAACGUUGGGGGUGAGCUCUAUACCACCACCUUGGGCACCCUGAGAAAACUCCCAGGCUCAAAGCUGACAGAGAUGUUCUCCAGCUCCGCCAAGGCCUGCCUGGAUGCGGAGGGACGCUUCUUCAUCGAUCGCUGCGGCACCUAUUUUGGACCCAUCCUGGAAUAUAUGCGCAGUGGGCAGCUGCCCACACAGCACAUCCCUGAGGUGUACCGUGAGGCUCAGUUCUACAAAAUCAAGCCUUUAAUCAAACUCUUGGAGGACAUGCCACAGAUCUUUGGCGAGCAGGUAGCUCGGAAGCAGUUUUUGCUGCAGGUGCCAGGCUACAGUGAGAACCUGGAGCUUAUGGUGCGCCUGGCGCGUGCUGAGGCCGUGGCGGCGCGCUGCUCUAGAGUUCUGGUGUGCCUGGUACAAAACGAAAAGGAUGAUGCAAACUGCGCGGACGCCCUGCGCUCCCUGGAGGCGGACAAGAGGUCAGUGGUCAAAUUCGGGCCUUGGAAGGCAGCCCUGGAUAUCAGGGACCUCCUGGACUGCAUGAACAUGGACAUUAAGGCCCAAGGGUACCAGGUACACUAUUCACACAACAGUCCAUUACCGGCCAAGGUCUCCGACUACUUCUAUACCUUCAGCUUCAGCUGGUGGUGAUCCCCAGGGGCGGGGGCUGUUUUUUACAGGCUCUGGUGAGACUUAUGAAAUUAAAGGUUGCCUUCCAAAGCCAUCUUCCUUUAAUUUUAAAAACAAACAGACAUCAAAAAACUUCCAAGGGCUUCCCUGGUGGCGCAGUGGUUGAGAGUCCGCCUGCCGAUUCAGGGGACAUGGGUUCGUGCCCCGGUUCAGGAAGAUCCCACGUGCCGCGGAGCGGCUGGGCCCGUGAGCCAUGGCCGCUGAGCCUGCGCGUCCGGAGCCUGUG